AUGCUGAUGGAUUCAGCCAGAGAACCCACUAAGUUAAUUGGGCAGUGUGAAUCAUUGGAUGAUGCCAUUCCAAAACCAUCCCGCCGUAGAUUCCGUCAUGUGCUUUGGAAACAACUUCGAGGAGCGGCUUCGAACACAUCGCAUCUGCUUUCAGUCUACAGGUCAGGAGGAAGGAGCCAAUCUCCAAACAUCAAUGAAGGACUGUACUUGAAAAGAAUGAGACGGCAGCACAGAAAAGGACACGUCAACAUUUCCAUCUUUGUUAUCGAAGCUCACAGAAAUGAGUGA
Cylicocyclus nassatus is the source of this 288-nucleotide messenger RNA. The record is from the annotation of a GenBank genome assembly. Lineage: Eukaryota; Metazoa; Nematoda; Chromadorea; Rhabditida; Strongylidae.